Molecule: messenger RNA, 3090 nt
Organism: Planococcus citri (citrus mealybug)
Lineage: Eukaryota; Metazoa; Arthropoda; Insecta; Hemiptera; Pseudococcidae
Product: cytokine receptor-like
Exons: 2
Coding region: 337-2451 (704 amino acids)
Biological process (GO): cytokine-mediated signaling pathway
Cellular component (GO): signaling receptor complex; external side of plasma membrane
Molecular function (GO): cytokine binding; cytokine receptor activity
Source: RefSeq, a predicted model, not a curated record
UGUUUUCUAUUUUUAGGUUUACAAUGGCGUUGGCGGUUGUAGAAGUUAUUUUUGUUCUUUAAGUAGGUAUAUGUAAAGUAUUUGAACAUUGGUUGGCGCUCGGUCGGUUAUUUCAAUUCUUUUAGACAAUAAAUACUUAACUGAGAGCUUAGUUGAUAUUAAAUUUGUUUCAUCUCAAUCUCAAGUUAUCAUGCGUGUAUUUCGAUUCCAGUUUCCUUAUUUAAUUUUUCUGCUUGCCAAUUGUGUGAAGGUAUUCUAGAUCACAUUGAUCUAUUGGACUAUUUUUUGGAUGAUAUCAUAAUCUUAAUAAUCAAACGGAAGCUAAUCGUUGAUGGGAUGUUUACCAUGAGACUACGGUCAAUUAGCAAUUUUUGGUGGCUUUUCAUGAAACUCAGCCUGGCUAUUGGAUUGACCAACUGUGUUUCGAGCUCGAAUCAGAAAUCUGUCGCAGGUAAAGGAAUGAUCUCAGCACCGUGCAUGCUUCCAGCAGAUCCAGAGGCAGAAGCAGAUAUACUUUUAGAGAUCGGAACGCCUCUAGAGAUCCUUUGUACACUGGAAUUGAAGGACACCCACUCCUGGAAUCGUACCUCUAAAGACAUAAGAUUCAAAGAAGGAGAUCGUAUGGUUGACAACGAACACGUAACAUUGGUAAAUUCGACAACAGCCAGAUUGUACGUGGAAAAUUUACCUAUUAGUGUCAAAAAGAAGAUUUUUUAUUGCAUGCUGAGCUGGAGCGACAGCGCCAAGGGUGGUAAUCUGACACCUAACGCAACCGACACUAGCUCAAAAACAUCAUUGGUCAAUGAGCCUGAAACUCGAAUGGAACAACUAAUCUGUUCAAAUUCUGUACUGAUCGGUAGUAAACCAAAAAAAGUAGUAAAUUUUAAAUGUCUCGGCUACAAUUGGGAAGCGUUGGAUUGCUGGUGGCACGAGCCUAGUAACGGAGUUAAAACAGAUUAUUCGAUACAUUAUUCCAUUCCCAAAGAAGCUGGUAGUGGUAAAGGUCAAGUAUAUGGUUGUCCAACUGAUCAGAAUGAACCUGGUCACUGUCGGUGGACUAAGAACACGUCUUCUCCUUAUAGAGAAAAUUUCGAGUUCGUGGAUUUUUACAUUAAUGGCAAUAAUAAAUUUGGAAACGCUACCCAAAUGUCCAGAUGGCAUCAUUAUGCUCACGUUGUUCUCGCGCGACCAAGUAAUUUGACAUCUUUGAAAGUAACACCUCAUAGCGUUUAUCUGCAAUGGCACAUUAGUUCUUGGAAUAUGUCCAGUAUAGAUUUGCUUUAUCGAGUCAAAUAUAAGCAGCCUUCCUCGAAGCAUUGGAAUGUAAUCUACUUUCACUCAAAAGACGUAGAGAAAGAAGAUGGUGUCGUAAAAGUCAAUAUAACCGGCAUAAAAUACCCGAAUAUGGAGUAUAAGUUCUUUGUAUACGUAAAAUUAUCCUUAUCCAAAAAAAAUCCUUGGUCUAAAGCAGCUUCUUUGCUGGCGAAAACCAGCCCAUGCGCACCCUACCGGUCACCUAAAACUGAUACAGGUGGAUUUGAAAUUUAUGCUGAACGAUCAAAUGUCAGAAACAUGAUGAUUUAUUGGAAGCAAAUUCCCGCCGAAGAAUACAAUGGUAAUAAUUUCGAGUACCAGAUAACUGUGUUUGAAAACAAUGUCAAAGUCGAUAUUAAACCUACUUCAAUGAAUAAUUUUUCUGCCAAAUUCUCUAAUCUCUCGUUCAACGCUUAUACAUUUUAUAUCACUGCAGUAAACGAGAUUGGCUCAGCUCCUCGAUCUUCCAUCGUGCAUGUACCCUCAAAACACGACGUCUUGCGUACGCCCAUCAUGGAUGAUUUGAUACGUUUUGGAGACAAUGUUUCCGAAAUUACAGUAUUAUCAGAUUUACUAGACGUAGAAUUUCAUUAUUACCAAAUCACAGUCACCAAUUUCACAUUAUUCUGGUGCAAAAGUUAUCACGGUGAUCCAAGUCCUUGUACUAACUUCUUCAACUGGACCCAUCUACCAGUUGAUAUAAUCUUGCAUAACUAUGCUUUCAAGUAUAACUUUACCAACGAGCAGGACAUUGGUUAUCAAUUCGCUGUUAGUACGAAUUCACUCAACUCUAGCAGCGGCAUGGAAUGGAUUCUAUGCACUGGUAUUUACAACCAGGUAAAUAAAAUUCAAAAUGUUUGGAUUGGGAAGGUUGGUUCGUUUUUUGUAGACAUACGAUGGCAGUUAGAAUGCGCUAAUCGUGUUAAAGGUUUUCGAGGCUAUAAAAUAUCAUAUUAUGCGAUCAAUGACAAUCACCAGCAAGACUUUGAAUAUUAUGCGAGUACAAUCGUUCUAAAUGUUGAAAUUAAAGGUUUACUGCCAAAUACCACUUACAAGUUUUCUGUGGCUAUUUUCACAGAUGAAUUAUUAGGACCUUGGAGUGAAUGGGUGUACGCACGUACACAGAACCUAUCAUAGGGCAUAAUUAUUAUGGUCGCUUGGAAGAAAUGGGGUAGGUGAUUAUUCUGAAAUUAGGAGUUCGAACGGCGUCCACGAGCCUUCGUUAGGUACCGAUGAAUUGGUUGCCUAUCGAUAUGUUUGCAGAAUAAUUUUUAUUGGAAAUUUAUUUAUUUCAUUCUUCCUGUGUUGGUUUCCUUAGUUCAUCUUGAUAUAUGUAUUACAUUUUCAUACUAUAAGAUUAUACAACCACGGCUAAUUUUCAAUUCAACCCAACGACAUGGAUUCAGUAAACCUGAUGCUCAGAAGAAUCAGCGUUUGCAAUUUCGCAUUCACAUGAAAAAACGAAAGGAAAAUCUUCAAUUUUUUCUCCAGAAAAUAAACCAUAGGUACCUGAAUAACACGUAUUACCAAAGAUUUUCUUCUCCCGUGUCGAAGAAAUAAAACACCACAUAACACAUUUUAUUAUUGACUACACACUCCUACCUGUCCUGCAAGAAGACUAGAAGUAGGUACUCAAUUUAUCACACAAAUUAUACAAAUAGGUAACUUACAAUUUUCAUACAUAACAUACUUAUUCAAAGAUGUAAAUAACUACGUACUAAUAAAACAUAAAUAGGUAGUUAACACCAUUAUUUUUACACAAAAAAAUUAAAGAAA